Molecule: messenger RNA, 1852 nt
Organism: Aphidius gifuensis
Lineage: Eukaryota; Metazoa; Arthropoda; Insecta; Hymenoptera; Braconidae
Gene: CAHbeta
Product: beta carbonic anhydrase 1
Exons: 5
Coding region: 175-942 (255 amino acids)
Molecular function (GO): carbonate dehydratase activity; zinc ion binding
Source: RefSeq, a predicted model, not a curated record
GUUUUAAAAACUCGCGGGUGAUUGACAGCUGGUUUAUUGAGUAAAUGGCGGAUUUGUGUUUAUUCAUCAAGUUAUAAUCAUCACAUCAGUUGGACGAAUGGAUUUGUUGUGUCUAACGUGACAAUAUUGUUUUUUUUAUUUUUUAUUUAAUAAUAAUUAGAUUUAUUUAUUGAGAUGGACAGAAUAAUCAAAGGGAUAAUGAAAUACAGACAGUGUCAUAGAGAAGGAAUGGUCAAACAAUUUCAACGAGUUCGUGAUCAUCCUGAGCCAAAAGCAGUAUUUUUUACAUGCAUGGAUUCCCGGAUGAUACCAACUAGAUUUACAGAAACAAAUGUUGGUGACAUGUUUGUUGUGCGAAAUGCAGGAAAUGUGGUACCACACUCUCAGCAUUUUUCUGAUGAAUUAGAAAUGUGUGAACCAGCUGCACUGGAGCUUGGAUGUGUUGUCAAUGACAUUAGACAUGUUAUUGUUUGUGGACACAGUGAUUGCAAAGCUAUGAAUUUAUUAUAUGCACUACGUGAUGAAGAAUUUGCAUCAAAAAUCAAUAGAAGAAUAUCACCAUUGAGAGCAUGGCUAUGUGCACAUGCUAGCAGUAGUUUAUCAAAAUUUCAACAACUUGAAAUUAGUGGUUUUCGUGAGCCAAUAAUAUUCCAAGCUGAAACACCAAUGCGAAAAUUUGUUGCAUAUAUUGAUCCAGAAGAUAAAUUUGCAAUUGAAGAUAAACUUUCACAGAUAAAUACACUUCAACAAUUACAAAACGUUGCAUCAUAUGGUUUUUUAAAAAAACGAUUAGAACGUCAUGAACUUCAUAUUCAUGCAUUAUGGUUUGAUAUUUACACUGGUGAUAUCUAUUACUUCAGUCGUGGUAAUAAACGUUUUGUUGAAAUAAAUGAAUUAACAGAAACUCCAUUAUUAAAAGAAAUCAAAAAAUAUUAUUCAUAAAACGAAAAUACAUAAAUAAAUUUAAUUAAACAUUUUUUUACUUAAAAUUGCAUUUUUAGAUGAAUUUUAUAUUAUCAAUAAUUAAUCAAAGUGUUCAAUUAUAAUAAUCAAAUGAAAACAAAAAAAAAUUUAAAUCAACGAAUUAAAAUAUCAAGUAGAACUUUCGUACCUGUUGAAAAAAGUAAAAAUAAAAUAAAUUUAUAAUUUGUUUUUGAAUAUUUUUUUAAUAUACAUAUGAAAAAUAUUUAUUAUUAAAUUAUUAUACAGUUAAUUGUUUAUAAUAUUUUUUGUUAACUAUUAUUUAAAGAAAAAAAAAAAAAUUAUAUUUGUAAUAUUUUUUUAAAUAAAAAAAAUAUAUAUUCUAACGUAAUGCGAUUGACAUUUUAUUUUUUUUUUAUAAAAUUAUGAUGAGUGAUGGUAUAUAAAGAAAGUGAAUAAAUAAAAAUAGCAGACCUAUUUAAAUAACGUGUGUGUGUGAUCAAUUUAUUGGAUAUAUAACAUAUGGAUUUUGAAUUGGCUGUUAUAAAUAAUGUUUUACUUUCUCGUCAUAUACACAAAGUAGCAAAGCAUGAUUAUCAAGUUGUCCCCAAAGGACAAGGGUACUUAUCUUGUUUCAUUGGUUGUAUAUAAAAACCACAGCCAUAUGCCAACAGAUGACUGGUCAUCCAAGACACCAAAGAAAGUUUAAGCUAUUUGGCAUUCAUUGCUUUUAUUAAAAACUCGUUCGUUCUACUUUUUAUAAAUAUAUAUACAUGUAAUUAUAAGUAUUUUCAAAUAUCAUUCAAAUUAAAGAAGCGUAAGUGCCUUUAUGAAUGCUUAUUUAAUUUUUUUUUCGUUUAAAAUUAACUGAGUUAAAAUAAAUUGAAAUUGUAGCUUUAAAAAAUUUAAAAUUAAACGUACUUAAAGCUAA